CGUCAUCCGUAGUUUCCGAAAACAUCCAGCUAUGGCCGCCACAACGAGCAACAGCAAAGGAGCCGAACUUUCUAAAGCUGAGUACCUAAAACGGUAUUUAUCAGCAGAAGAUUCCAGUAAAUCAAAAGAGAAGAAAAAAAAGAAACGACGUAAGAUUCCUGAGAGAGGACUCAAAAUAGUGGACGAUGACAUCGAUUGGAGACAGAUGGUGAAGGAGCAGAUAGAGGCAGAGGAAGAUGAAGAGGAAGCUCCAGUGAUUGCUGAGGUAAUUGAUGAGCGACCAGAUGAAGUUAAACAACUGGAAGCCUUCAGAAUGAGCAACAGAUGGAAAGUUGUUGGAGUUGAUGAGGAAAGGGAGGAGGAGAAGGGAAGAGAAGAUACAGAACCUGUUGCAUCAAGCAAAAUACCCACCAACUCCUCAGAGCGCUCACUAAAGGGAAAGAACCUUGACUCUCUUAUCAUAAAAAAGAGACACGACUCUUCAGAUGCUUCUCCUCCUAGGAAAGGCCGUCAUGACUCUCCAGAUGUGUCGCCACCCAGGAGAGCUCGCCAUGACUCUCCAGAUGCAUCUCCUCCCAGGAAAAAUCGCCAUACCUCACCUGACGCAUCCCCUCCCAGGAGAAAUCGACACGACUCUCCAGACUUGUCACCUCCAAGGCAACAUUCAGGGAAGCAGAGAAAGCUGCAAAGUAAAGAUUCAUCUCCCAGCAGAAGCAAGCACAGUUCAAGUAAGCGUUCCCCUGAUCAGCGUCGAUUGCCGCACACUAAAAAUAGGCACGAUUCAGAUUCCGACCAGUCGCCUCCACGAAAAAAGACCGCAAAUAGAGAGGCAUCCGACUCGGAUCAAUCUCCGCCAAGGAGACAUCAAAAAUUAAGACAGGACUCUGAUUCUGACCAGUCCCCACCUAGACGGCCACCACGAGGCGGAAGAGACUCAGAUGGGGACCUGUCCCCACCUCGUAGAGGUACUGCCUCACAGGGCCCUAGGAUGCUUUCUGGGGUAAAAGCAGGUCUGGUUUCUACUGAUGUCUUAAAGAAAGAAAAGGAAGAGAACCGACGACGAGAGAAAAGCAAUCAGCCACUAGAAGAUGAUUCCCGAAAUGCCCAGACGGUUUUCCGAGACAAAAGUGGUAAAAAGAGGGAUCUGGAUUCAGAAAGAGAAGAACAAAAGAGAAAAGCGGGAGAAAAAGCUGCAAAGGAUGAGAAAUAUGCCCAGUGGGGGAAAGGCUUGGCCCAGGGACAGAUGCAGCAGCAGAAGCUCGAUGAUGCGCUACAUGAAGCCCAGAAGCCAUUGGCGCGUCACUAUGACGACGAGGAUCUUGACCGUAUGUUGAGAGAGCAGGAAAGGGAAGGGGAUCCAAUGGCUGCGAUGCUCAGGCGCAAAAAGGAGCGCAACACAAAAACACAAGUGAAACCUCGAUACCAAGGGCCUCCGCCACCUCCAAAUCGCUUUAACAUUCAACCUGGUUAUCGGUGGGAUGGAGUCGAUAGAUCCAAUGGAUUCGAACAGAAGCGUUAUACACGAAUAGCUGAUAAAAAAGCCGUUCAGGAGGCAGCUUACAAAUGGAGUGUGGAGGACAUGUAAAUGUAAACCAGGAGCAGACUACUUUGCUGAUAAAAUAACUGUAACUUUAACAAAUAUUUUGAUUGGCUGGAAAGUUUUUUAGUUCCAUCUAAUUCAGUUUGUUGCUGUAUUUAAGCCGCAUCACAAUGUAAAUAGCCAGAAAGUACCAUCAUCUUAAUGACUUUGUUAUCCAGCCAAAUAAAGAUACUUAGUCUUCACAGUUUUUAUCAUUAAAAAAUGUUUUUGUAAA
Cyprinodon tularosa is the source of this 1814-nucleotide messenger RNA. It is a transcript of the gene bud13, whose product is annotated as BUD13 homolog. The transcript has 10 exons. Gene Ontology annotation, biological process: mRNA splicing, via spliceosome. Bases 32 to 1585 code for a protein of 517 amino acids. The record is from RefSeq and is a predicted model, not a curated record. Gene Ontology annotation, cellular component: RES complex; U2-type spliceosomal complex. Gene Ontology annotation, molecular function: RNA binding. Lineage: Eukaryota; Metazoa; Chordata; Actinopteri; Cyprinodontiformes; Cyprinodontidae.